Messenger RNA from Clonostachys byssicola, 192 nucleotides. Lineage: Eukaryota; Fungi; Ascomycota; Sordariomycetes; Hypocreales; Bionectriaceae. The record is from the annotation of a GenBank genome assembly.
AUGACCUUCUUGUUCGAACACGACCACGUUCUGGGCCUUUUGAACAUAAUCUGCGAUAUGAUUGUAGUCAAGAGCGUCAAGCCCGACCUGGGCGACUCGUUUGAUGACGCGAGCCAGUCGUUCCAAGCUAGAUGCGCAUCCUUGGAGAAAAAGUGCAACUUCAAGGGCCAACGAGAAAAGCUUCGAACUCCG